CCGCGGCCUAGCCCCUCGCGCCUGCCCGCCUCCCCGCCCGCCCGGCAGGCCGCCCCACCAUGUCCUGCGUGCACUACAAGUUCUCUUCGAAGCUCAACUAUGACACGGUCACCUUCGACGGGCUGCACAUCUCGCUCUGCGACCUCAAGCGCCAGAUCAUGGGCCGCGAGAAGCUCAAGGCGGCCGACUGCGACCUCCAGAUCACCAACGCCCAGACCAAAGAAGAAUACACUGAUGAUAAUGCCCUGAUUCCCAAGAACUCAUCGGUUAUAGUCAGAAGAAUUCCUAUUGGUGGAGUAAAAUGUACAAGCAAAACAUAUGUCAUAGCACAUAAAUUAUACAGAAUCCUAGAAACUCCUCUCAGAAGCCGAACUGAUCCAGUGAGUGGAACUUCAAAAGCAAUUGAUGACUCUUCUGCAUCUAUUUCUCUGGCCCAGCUUACAAAGACUGCCAAUCUGGCUGAAGCCAAUGCUUCUGAAGAAGAUAAAAUUAAAGCUAUGAUGUCACAGUCUGGCCACGAAUAUGAUCCAAGCAAUUACAUGAAGAAAUCUAUGGGUCCACCUCCGCCAAAUUAUACUUGCUUUCGUUGUGGAAAACCUGGUCAUUAUAUAAAGAUCUGCCCAACCAAUGGGGACAAAAAUUUUGAGUCUGGUCCCAGGAUUAAGAAGAGCACAGGAAUUCCCCGAAGUUUCAUGAUGGAGGUGCAGGACCCUAAUACCAAGGGCGCCAUGCUCACCAAUACUGGAAAAUAUGCCAUCCCAACUAUUGAUGCGGCGGCUUAUGCUAAAGGGAAGAAAGAGAAGCCUCCUUUUCUGCCAGAGGAGCCGUCGUCUUCUUCAGAAGAAGACGACCCUAUUCCAGAUGAACUGUUAUGUCUGAUCUGCAAAGAUAUAAUGACUGAUGCUGUCGUCAUUCCCUGCUGCGGAAACAGCUACUGUGAUGAAUGUAUCAGAACAUCACUGCUAGAAUCAGAGGAACAUACCUGCCCAACUUGUCAUCAAACAGAUGUUUCUCCCGAUGCUUUAAUUGCCAACAAAUUUUUACGACAGGCUGUAAAUAACUUCAAAAAUGAAACCGGCUACACGAAGAGGCUCCGCAAGCAGGCCCAGCCACCUAGGCAGGCAGCUCAGCGGAACAUGCCUUCUGCGCCAAGGCCAACCGGCUCCAGGCAGCAGGAUCCCCUCAUAAUUCCAGCCACAUCUGCCCCUGUCCAUGCAGCUGCAUCCCUCACCCUGUCGCUGGCACCUAGCAUGUCAGCAUCUGCAACAGCCACAUUGCCAGCGAGCCAGUCGGCCACCAUGUCUGCUAGCGAGGUUCCUGCACCAAUAUCCAUGGCAAUGCAUGCAGACAAGCCAGAAGGACCUUUCCGUGAGGGCGAUGGUAUUGGACCAGCUGCUAUAGUGACUGCCUCGGAUCACUCAAAACCGCCUUCCUUGCUGUCAAACGCCAUGAUAGAGGAGAAGGGCUAUCAGGUUCCUGUGCUUGGGCAGCCGUGUUUGCCAGGGCAACUGAGCUCUCAUGGACACUCAAUACCCACUAUGGGUCAACCAAUGAGAACCAACCCCGUUCGCUCUGCAGGCAAUAGGUCAGGCUGGGAGCCAAGUUCAAACCGAGGACGCCCGCAUAGUGACCGUACACAAAGGACUCAGGCCCCAACACUGCCAGCAUCAACACCAGUCUUUGUGCCCGUGCCUCCACCUCCCCUGUAUCCUCCUCCUCCCCAUGCACUUCCUCUUCCACCGGGGGUACCUCCACCACAGUUUCCUCCUCAGUUUCCACCUGGUCAGCCUCCACCAGCUGGGUAUACUGUCCCCCCUCCGGGAUACCCCCCAGCUCCAGCAAACAUAUCAACACCUUGGGUACCAACACCAGUACCAACGGCUCACUCAAAUGCCAUCCCAACGACACAAGCACCUCCUUUAUCUAGGGAGGAGUUUUACAGAGAGCAACGGAGACUUAAAGAGGAAGAGAAGAAAAAGUCAAAGCUUGAUGAGUUUACAAAUGAUUUUGCUAAGGAACUGAUGGAAUAUAAAAAAAUCCAGAAGGAACGCAGGCGUUCUUAUUCCCGGUCCAAAUCGCCAUACAGCGCAUCUUCAUAUUCAAGAAGUUCCUAUACGUACUCCAAGUCAAGAUCUGGUUCAUCCCGUUCUCGGUCAUACUCUCGGUCAUUCAGCCGCUCCCAUUCUCGCUCCUACUCACGGUCACCCCCAUACCCACGGAGGGGCAGGGGUAAGAGUCGGAAUUACCGUUCCAGGUCAAGAUCGCACGGAUACCAUCGAUCAAGAUCUAGGUCACCCCCCUACAGAAGAUAUCAUUCUCGAUCAAGGUCUCCAGUGUACAGAGGACAAUCCCCAAAUAAGCGCCCCGUUCCCCAGGGAGAAGGGGAAAGGGAAUACUUUGGUCGAUAUCGGGAAAUCCCACUUUAUGACAUGAAAGCAUACUAUGGCAGAUCUGUGGACCCAUUUGAGAAGGAGAGGUACCGUGAUUGGGAGAACUACAGGGAAUGGUACGAGAAAUAUUACAAGGGCUUUGCAACUGGAGCCCAACCCAGACCUCUGCUCAACAGAGAAAACUUCUCCCCAGAACGAUUUGGUCCCCCUGGGCCAAGGCGAGAGAAUUCCCCAUAUAUUCGGGGUCGUAGAGACGAUUACCCUGGAGGGCUAGGUCAUCGGAAUCGAAAUGUAGGUGGUGGCUACUCUGAAAAGGUGCCCAGUAGAGAGAGCCAUAGUAUGAAAGACAUGGCAAAAUUGAAAGACAAGGAAGUUGAAAACCCACCAGGAGAUGCAAAAGGAAAUAAACAUAAGAAACACCGGAAGCGAAGGAAGGGAGAAGAGGGCGAAGGCUUCCCCAGUGCCGACCUCUUGGAAGGUUCACAAAAGCCGAGAGAUCUUGCAACUGGGGAGGACAGCAAGCCUGACCCACUCUUCAUGCUUCCAAGCAGGGAUGAUGCUACCCCUGUCCGUGAUGAGCCCAUGGAAGCAGAUUCGGUUGCUUUUAAACCCAUUUCUGACAAGGAGAGGAAAGAAAAGCCGAAGGCAAAACCUGAGAAAACAAAGCGAAAGGUGGAAGGCGCUGUCACUACCAAGAAAGAGGUGCAAGCGAAGCCAGCUAAGGUACUCCCAGAAAAGGCAGAGGCUGACCGUGAAAAGUCCCCAAGGGCAGACCCUCCUGCAAAGAAAGCAAAAGAGGAGUUGCCAAAGGCUGAUGGUACUAAGUCGUCAUCUUCUCAAAAAGAUGAGAAACCACUAAGUACACCACGGAAGGUUCAUCCCCGAGGUGCAAAAGAACAUCCGGAAACCAGAUCAGCCAAGGAGGAGAAAACCAAGAAAGAGCACCCCAAGGAAAUCAAGCAGGAGAAGCAAUCUAGCAAAGAGGAAAAGCUAAAGAAACCCGUCGACAAGAACAAACCCGUGGAUGCAAAACCAGAAAAAAGGAAAAGAAAGCUUGAGGAAAAAGUAGACAAGGAUCAUGAAACCACAUCAUUAAAACCAUCCAAACAAGAAGUCACAGAAUUGAAACCUUUGCCAAAGGGGAAAACCGAUCCAGAAAGUGAAAAAACAGAGAGGACCCCCGAAAAGGACAAAACUGUUUUGCCAGUUGCUCCAACGAAAAAGAUUAAGCUGAACCGAGAAACUGGCAAAAAGAUUGCCAGUGCUGAAAACAUCCCUCCUGUUAAAGACGUUUCAGCCGAAAAGCCUGAGCCAACUGGUAGCAAAGUGAAGCAAGAGAAAACAAAAGGAAAGCUGAGGAGAAAAAUUGCAGCAGCUGAUGGAUCUGGUUCAACGCUGGUUGAUUACACCAGCGCUAGCUCUGCUGGAGGCAGCCCUGUGAGAAAGUCAGAAGAUAAGCUAGACAUGAAGCGGACUGUCAUCAAGACUAUGGAAGAGUACAACAAUGACAUAACCGCCCCUGCUGAAGACGUCAUCAUCAUGAUUCAAGUUCCACAGUCCAAGUGGGAUAAAGAUGAUUUUGACUCUGAAGAAGAGGAGGAGGAGGAGGAGGUUAAAUCUGCACAAGUUCCUUCUGCCAUUGGGAAACCCACUAGUGUCAUAAAGAAUGUUAGCACAAAGCCAUCCAAUUCCAUCAAAAACAAUGAGAAGGAUCCUGAGCCCUUAGAGAAAAAUCAGAGAACUACAAAAGAAUCUGGGCGUGAAAGUUCACAGCCUGAAUCCAAAAGCUCCAAAACUCUGGUAUCAAAUGAAAAAGGGAAAGCCAAGGACAGGGAUCAUAGUGCAUCCGACAGAGAGUCUUCUGAAAAAAAAAAGAGCGGGAUCCAACCAGAGAAAGAACGUUCUGAACGUUGUGCUGAGCAAGGAAACCUAAAGAGCGGCUCGUCUCACUCUUCUAGGGAGAGCAGGUCUUCAGAUAAAUACGAAUCAAGCCAUGGAUCCUCCGUUAAAGACUUCACUCCUAAUCGGGACAAAAAGUCUGACUACGACAGCAACCGAGAUUAUUCAGGUUCUAAGCGAAGAGAUGAAAGGAGUGAGCUUGCACGGAAAAAGGUUUCACCACCCCGUGGCCGGGAAUCUGCCACCUCUGGACCGAAGAAUAAGACUAGAGACGAGCGAACAGAGCAGCCCAAAAAAGACAUCUGGGACGCGAAACGGAGCAGCUACAGCCCUCCAAGGGACAGAAGGCAGAAUGAUCACAAAGCUGCCCACGAUUCUAGGCGUUCAGCAGAACAGAAGUCCCAAGAAACCGCCUCAGGCAAAGAAAAAGAGAAACAUGCACCACCUGAGACCUGGAGCAGUAAGGAGAGGAUGACGGGUGGGAACAAACCCUUGUACAGGCGGUGCUCGCCAGAGGCAAAAGACCCAGGGGCCGUGCAGAAUGACAAGAGCACUGUCAAGCCUAAGCCUCAGCCCAGCCACUCUUCCCGGCUCUCUUCUGACCCGACAAGAGAGACGGAUGAGGCUGCCUUUGUCCCAGACUACAACGAAAGUGACAGUGACAGUAAUGCAUCAGCGAAACAGGAGGACUCCCCCGGGAGGAAUGCCAGGGAUGGGAAGGACAAGGCCGCUGAUAAACCUAAAGAGGCGGCGGCAGUGGCCAUGUUGGCCACCCGGCCCGAUGGAAGCAGGAGCCAGAGUCAAAGCAGCCGCAGCCAGAGCCCCUCGGAAAGCCAAGGCCGCAGCCGCAGCAGCAGCGCCAGCUCUGCAGACAGCCAGGACAGCAAGAAGAAGAGGAAGAAGAAAGACAAGAAGAAGCACAAGAAACACAAGAAACACAAGAAGCAUAAGAAACACACCGGAACAGAGUCGGAAGCCGAGAGAAGCCAAAAACAUAAACACAAGAAGAAGAAGUCGAAGAAGAGCAAAGACAAAGAGAAGGAGAAAGAGAAAGGAGAUGACCAAAAAGCAAAACCUGUCACUGUCUAGAAUGGCAGAGAGGGGGGGUGGGGGGGAUGGACUGGCUUGACAAAGUCACCUGUAUGAAAUUUUGUUAUAAUGUAAACAAACAAGAGCCUUGUAAAUAAUGCCAUGCCAGGCCCUGUGCUGCACUUACACAAUUGCUGCUUGAUUUGAUUUUUACAUCAGAGCUUUAUAAAGUGAACAUUUUGUACAGACUUGUGAGUUGUGACCAUGUAAUAUGGGGGAGGGAGGGAGGAGGAUUUUUUAAUUUUAUUUUAUUUUUAAUUUGGGGCAUCUUAUUUUUAACCACCAUUAAACUAGUUUGGGUGGAGUUUACUGUACUGUGAAAUUUCACACUUUUUUUAAAAAUUGCCUGUCAGGAAAAAAAAAAGGUCUGAUAUUGGUUUAAAAUAUCAGCCGGAGGACUUGCAGAAUGCAUUACAGCCCUGUUCUGUUACUUUUGGAUUACAAUAAAAAAAAUUCAUUAAACUUUAA
This is a messenger RNA of Elgaria multicarinata webbii, 5846 nucleotides long. It is a transcript of the gene RBBP6, whose product is annotated as RB binding protein 6, ubiquitin ligase. The record is from RefSeq and is a predicted model, not a curated record. The transcript is spliced from 18 exons. The coding region runs from base 60 to 5378 and encodes 1772 amino acids. Lineage: Eukaryota; Metazoa; Chordata; Lepidosauria; Squamata; Anguidae. Gene Ontology annotation, biological process: ubiquitin-dependent protein catabolic process; protein ubiquitination. Gene Ontology annotation, molecular function: zinc ion binding; ubiquitin protein ligase activity; nucleic acid binding. Gene Ontology annotation, cellular component: nucleus.